Pygocentrus nattereri (red-bellied piranha) is the source of this 3793-nucleotide messenger RNA. Its product is annotated as calcium homeostasis modulator protein 5-like. The transcript is spliced from 2 exons. The coding region runs from base 194 to 1144 and encodes 316 amino acids. Lineage: Eukaryota; Metazoa; Chordata; Actinopteri; Characiformes; Serrasalmidae. Gene Ontology annotation, molecular function: monoatomic cation channel activity. The record is from RefSeq and is a predicted model, not a curated record.
UAUUUGGGAGGGGAAGACGAAGAGAAGACAGAGGACAAGGAGAAAAACAAAGGGGAAGCUUAUAGAUUUAUCUAAAGAGAUCUACAGUGGCUUUGGGUUUCAGGCUCAUUGAAGUGUGAAUUUAGAGACUGCAGAGUGAUUGUAGAUAGUAGAGUGCCUCAGCCACCAAGGAGAACUACAGGACAUACUUUGGAUGUCUUUUGCAGUUUUAAAGCCGACGAUGGAUUCCUUUAACACUGUGAUCCGCUUCCUGACCAACCAGAAGACCACCAUUGGAUAUGGAGUCAUGGCCAUUGCCACCAUUGGUGGUGAAAGGCUUUUUUCAUUGUUUUCUUUCCAGUGUCCCUGCAACACUGAGCAGAAUUUCACCUACGGUCUGAUGUAUCUGCUCGGGCCUGCCUUGGUGCUGCUGACGGUGGGCUUGUUUCUCAGCACGGCUCUGUGGCGCCUUUACACAGGCUGCUGUUUGAACCCCAUGAAGCUUUGCCCCAGGGGAAACUGUAUAGGAUGUAUUUCCAUCUUUAUGAGGGCUGUGGUGGGUGCUCUAGUACCUCCAAUCAUGUGGCUGAGUGUAGCUCUGCUAAAUGGAACCUUUUAUGAGUGUGCGGUCAGUGGGCUGGAGGAUCAGGUGAUUGUUGACCUUUUCUGUAAGAACAGAACCAGCACAUGUAAAGCGGAGUUGGCCAAAGUGCCAUGCAAAACAUCCAAUUUACCUGUUGCUGAGACAAACACCCUGCUGCUGAUGCUCAGAGCGCAGUCUCAGAUCCUGGGCUGGGUCCUCAUUAUGUCAUCAGCUUUGGCCGGGCUGAUCGGGACGUGCUAUAAAAACUGCCGCUCUCAGGUGAGUUACCUGCAGCUCACUUUCUGGAAGAUCUACAUGCAGAAGGAGAGGGAGAAGUUUGAUUCAUUCGCAGAAGACUAUGCCACCAAGCUGGCUGAACGGAACCUUAAGAGUUUCUUUGACAAUACGGAGCCGGAAGCGUUUUCCUUCCCCAAUCACACGGCCUGGGAGCAAGUCUCUGCUGUAUACACGUACAAACACAGCGAUCAGUGCUACAGCACCCUGCAGAAAUACGUGGAGCAGCCUAAUCGAGAUUACAGCCCGGAGAAAAUGCCUCUGCAGAUGGAACACAGCCUGGAGUAGAGACAGUAGGAAUAGAUGUGGACAGACUAGUUUAAAAGACGCAUAUCCUACUUUUUUCUUAGGGGGAUAAAGCACUCAAAUGUGUAAUGCCAUAUGGUUCAUUCUGAAACUAAACCUAAAUCCGUACUUAGUAUAUCAAGAAUUAAAAUAGAAAGAAAAUAUCUUUAAAACUUUAGGUUGAAUAUGAUCUGCUGAAAAAUCAAAUUUACAUACUUUUCUCCUUCACCCCAAAUAUAGCUGAGCAAUAAAGAUGUGUUUAGUGUCUGAAGUUUGCUUCUUUAGACUACAUUUGGGAUAAGGGGAAAUUUGUGUAAAUAUGAAAUAAAAUGUUUUUGCCAAAAUGUAGCUUUAAGAAAUGUUAAUUCUGCCAUUGCAAGAAUGCAUUAUGUCCUUUACCUGUCUUAUUGUAUUGGCCGCCUUAAAAAGUUACUAACAUUCGCAGUAUAAUCUCAGGUAUCCAAAAUUUACAAGGUUUUGUAACAUUUCUACCCCAUAAGAUGCAAUAAGAAUAUAUAAGACAUUGACAGUAUAUUACAUUACAGGCACUUUCUCAUUUACCCUCUUUGAUACAAUUAAAAUGAUUAGUAUGGAUUGUUUCUGUGGUGAACACCACAAUGUGCACUAAACAAAUGGACCAUGGACCAAAAAAAUCACAUGUUUCGGUUCAUUUCCAAAUGAACUAGCUAGCUUAUCUGGGGGGAUUUUUCAGCCAUUCUAAUAUACUUUGUAUCCAUAUGCUAACAACAUAACAACAUAACAGCUUGCUGUCCAUUGGACAGUGUUAAUGAGAGCAAUACCACCCCUGCACCAUGGCAAAGCAUUAGGUUUAUCAUGAUUGUCUCCAGAUGCUCUUAUUAUGAGACUGACAGAUGAAUGUAUUUUUGAAAGUUGGGGCCAGGCAUCAGCAACAUGAUUGGUUAAAUUCAAAAUUCUAAGGCAAUCACUCCUCCCUUAGUUGUUGCUGCUACAUCUGUCAAAUUCUCAGCUCAGGCUGCCGGGUAGCAUCUGUAACACUAGUGCUUACAGACCAGAAGUUUUAGUUCAAAGGAAAAUUAAGAAGCACAAAAAGAAUACGUUCAAAAAGUAAUUAGAAAAUAAAAAGUUAAUUCUGCAAAACAUUCUGAAAUGUUUACAUUAGUUAAACCAGGGAAUUUUUUUCGCUGCUCAAUAUUAAAGCGGCAGGUUUUCAUAUUGAAAAAGGAGGCAGUUUUAGCGGCAGUGUCAACCCCUUCCGAUGAUUUCAAAAUGCAACACAAAACACAAGUUACACAGAAGUUACGAAGCUAUCUUACUUGUGUGGUGUCUGGGGCUCCAUAUGAUAUCCGGCUUAUGAGUUUGGAAUUUUCAAGUUAAGGGGGCCCAGGGCCAAAGGUCAAGGUCCCACAGGAGAUGGGCCCCUCGCUCUGUCUCUCUCUCUCUCUCUUUCUCUCUCUCUCUCUUUCUCUCUCUCUCUCUCUCUCUCUCUCAGUACCAGACAGAUAUGAUAAUUUAAGUUCCAUAUGUUGUGCCUUAGUUACCAUGAAAAAAAAAACUGGCCUAUAUAAGCCGGGUAAGUCAGGGCUGUUAUCAGAGGGAAUUCAUAUUGGCUGUGAACCCUCUCUCAGACAGUCCAUGGUCCCUGAUUUUGAUGCUGAUCUUCUUUGUAAUAAACCUUUUUAUACACAAGCAAGACGCUGACAGCGGAGAUUCCUUCAUCAUCUUCAUAUCAUUGCUAUCUGAUAAACAACACUAGCAGGAUACUUUGCUAGAAAAACUAGUAUAUCUCAGCAUAGCUGCUCACCGGAAAAACAAGCAUCAUAAACCAACUCAUGAUAAACCAACAAUGAUAAACCAACUCAUUAUGAACCAACCAUGAUAAACCAACUCAGAUCAGCAUGGAAUGUUUGCUUGGUCUAAUUUUUUUCAGCAGUCUUAGCAAAUAACCUUGGAGCUCUGAAUUUUUUUUCUCAAUUUGCCUUCCCUUUCAUUAAAUUCAAUCAAACAUUUUUCCUCCAAACGUUCACUUUCAACAUGUAUGUAUAAUGUUAGGUGCUGAAAAGGAACUACCAUGAAACAAUAAUGAAACAACAUAAACAAUAGCAUGUGUAUUAUAACAAGUGCAUUCAUAUUUAUUAUAUUAAUAAUAAAUUAACAUGAGCUAACUGAUCUCAACACUCACCUACCAUUCUCACUGCCGUUGUGAAGAGUUCUGUCAGAGCUUUUCUUUUCCUUGACGGAGGAAGGAAUAUUGUGAUUGAGUGAGAGGUGUAUCAAUCAUAAUAUUGCAACUGGUCAGUUUGCUCUUAACUGUACAGCCGUGCAGACAAAAGUGCAUGAAAAGACUUUACACUCCAGUAUUCUGUUGCCUCUGUAGCAUAUAUCUCAUUACCACAGUUACCAACAGCUACAAGAUGAGUCAACACUUUUCUGUGAUGAAUCACUUUGGCAUGCCUUCUUACCAUGUGACAGUUAAAUGAUCUAUGAAUGUUCAUUUUGCCUGCUACAUUGCAGGAUUUCUAAGAAAAAUAGGAUUGUUUUAUCAGCAUUUAGAUGUUUUUGUUCUAUGAAAGGACAAGCCAGUGAAAAAGCUGUCUAUAUGAUGUUUUUGUACAAUCUGUCAUUAACCAUGAGUCACUGACCAACCACUAAUAAACAAUCCAUGUGAAAAAA